ACAUCAUUUUUUGUGGAUCGUGGUGGGCUCCGAGAUACCCUCCACGUCAUUCUCAUUGGUUAUCCGCCUGUUUCCUGGUCUGCCGAACGGUCUGCCGCUCUGAAAUCAAGAAUUGGCUUCAACAUGAGCUACCAACCAGCACGACGGACCCACAAUGGUGUGGCUUCGCUCCGCCCCAACAUCCUACUACAGGGACAGCACGCAGCGAACGACGCGUGGAAAUCCCUCAACAUGCCCGCCAUGUUGGGAAAAGAUGAUCAUGUCACUGAUCACGUUAGCAAAACUCUUGCACAACACCGUUCUGUCGUUCGUAAGCGUCCCUCAGAUCGUUGUCCGAGGAGGUGUGCCACCCACGCGAACGAUAUGCACUUCCGUGACUACGUUCGCAUCUGUGCAUUAAACUUCAUGUGGCAAGAUCAAAUGGCAUUCGGCUCAUGGGGGGCUCCGAGUCCGUCUGAUCGAAGGCACAUAGUUAUAGAUCGUGAAGUCUGUCAUUCUGGAAAUCGAAACGGUGUUCACUUUCACAAUUGUCCGAGUUCGUCCCUUGACUGCAUCAGGAAUAUUCUGCUUUCGUUUCCUGAAGUACCCGAUACUUCCUUCUAGAACCCGAAUCAUAUUCCGAAAUUCCUGCGAUGAGUGACCCGGUAGGGGGUGGCCGCCGUCGUUCACGGGUAAGCC
Messenger RNA from Dissoconium aciculare CBS 342.82, 678 nucleotides. RefSeq lists its product as uncharacterized. The transcript has a single exon. NCBI's taxonomy places the organism in Eukaryota, Fungi, Ascomycota, Dothideomycetes, Mycosphaerellales, Dissoconiaceae. The record is from RefSeq and is a predicted model, not a curated record. The coding region runs from base 124 to 603 and encodes 159 amino acids.